AUGGCCUCCACCGCGAUCACCGCCGCGGUCGCGCCGUUCCGAGCGCGCGCGAGCGCGCGCGCGCGUCGCUCGAGCGUCGCGAAGGUUGGCGCGGUCGCGACGCGACGCGCGCUCCGCGCGUCGCUCUUAUCCCGGAACGCGCCUCCCGUCGUCGCGAACGGUUCGACGACGAACGCCGCCGCCGCCGCCGCCGCCGCCGCGAGGGAGGAGGCGGACGUCGUCGACGCGACGGAGGACGCUUCCAUCGCGCGCCCCACACACGCGCGUCUCGGCGCCGUCGCCGCCCUCGCGUCCGCGGCGCUGAGCUCCGUCGCGCCGGCCGCGCUCGCGGUCGUGGAUGCCGACGGCGUCGAGACGCCGAACAUCCUGACGACGAUCUUCUUCACCGUCGCCGUCGCGCUCCUCGCGGUGAUCACGCUCGGGAUUCUGUACCUCAGCGCGAGAGAGGCGCUGGACAAGGGCGAGGAAAUCAAGGCGAGGGAGGAGGAGGAGCGCAUCGAGCGCGUCGCGAAGGCGAACAAGGGGAGGAUACCGGGGGAGGCGAAGAAGAAGAAGCUCUCGCCGUCGCAGCAGCUCGCCGCGGACGGAGGGCAGCUCCUGAACCGACGCGAGCGGCGGCGGCUCGAGCGCGAGCGGGAGGAGGAGAGCGAAUAG
Micromonas pusilla CCMP1545 is the source of this 654-nucleotide messenger RNA. RefSeq lists its product as uncharacterized. Lineage: Eukaryota; Viridiplantae; Chlorophyta; Mamiellophyceae; Mamiellales; Mamiellaceae. Bases 1 to 654 code for a protein of 217 amino acids. The transcript has a single exon. The record is from RefSeq and is a predicted model, not a curated record.